Messenger RNA from Gongylonema pulchrum, 396 nucleotides. The record is from the annotation of a GenBank genome assembly. NCBI's taxonomy places the organism in Eukaryota, Metazoa, Nematoda, Chromadorea, Rhabditida, Gongylonematidae.
AUGAUAUUCCAUCUGAAGCUGCUGCAUGCACUUACACUCCCGCUCCACUCAUUUCUCACCAAGGGCAUCAAAGCAACAGUUUUUUCUGAUGGAGAAAUACGCCUGCCGCGCUUUUCAUUUUAUAAAAUCACAGUGGUACUUCUAACGCUGUCGGCAAUUUGGCAGUGCAUUUCGUGGUCUAACCCGUUGGGCGCUCUUCAGUGGAAUCUCAGUGUUCGACCACAAGUUAAUCUUAAACCACAAAUGUCGCUGGUUGCGAAGAGCCAUUCAGCACCGAACAUGUUGCCGCCAUCUUCAUGUUCCCAGAACAGCAAAGCCAAACGAUCAAAGUCCGAUGGAAGGCAGUUCGAAAUGGCUGGUAAAGUAGAUGUGGGCAUCGACGCACGCGUUAAAAAU